AUGCCGCCGGCAAGUUCAAUGACUCAAAAAAAGGUUAGUUUUGAUCAAUUUUGCGAAGUUAUUUUUGAAUUUUUAUAGAAACGUGGUCAAAAUGUGGUUGAAAUCAAGAAAAUCCAGAAAUCUUCGAUCCCACACUGUAUUUUUUGCAAUUCGAGGGAGACGCAGACUUUAACGUGGGCAGACAAAUCUCUCGCCGAAAAAGGGAGAGAAAUAGUGUGUGGCAGACACACAUCGUGUCGAGACCAGCCUCUUUCUCUCUCUGUCUGCGUCUCCUCGGGAUUGCAUUUUUCUAUUACUCAGAGAAAGCCGGCGACUAAUCGGCGACGAACUUACGACGAAUCGAGAUCAGGCGACUAAUCGUCUGCCAAUCGUAAGUUCGUCGCAAGUUCGUCGGCGAAAAUAGUGUGUGUUUCCCGGAGACGCAGACGAAAAAGUUUCAGGCGACUAAUCGGCGACCAAUCAUAAGUUAGUCGCCGAUUAGUCGCCGAUUAGUCGCCUGAAACUUUUUCGUCUGCGUCUCCGGGAAACACACACUAUUUUCGCCGACGAACUUGCGACGAACUUGUUGGUCGCCGAUUAGUCGCCGGCUUUCUCUGAGUAGAAAAAAACACAGUGCCCAAAGAAGAAUGCAAAGAAUAUUUCAAAAAAGCCUCAAAAAUUGCCGGAAGUGGAUAAACUUGCUAUUGAACUUGAAAAGAAGAAACAAUUGAAAAAAUAUGACAUUUGGAAGAUGACCAAAGAAGUAUUUGUAGAAGAAUCAUCCAACAUUUGGGAUAAUGUGAGUUUCAAUUUCAUCUGCAAAUUUAUCAAACUUGUUAAUUUCAGAUGGAUUUGCCGAGGGAGGAAUUUGCCCAGAAGUUUUGUGCAGCUGACAUUUUGAAAGACUUGCAAAACUCAAAGAUUGGAUAUGCGAAUUUCUUGAUAUUUAUUGAUGAUUUCAAAACUUGUUAUGCAAAUGUCGACAAACUUCUAAAAAAACGCAAAUGUGUCAAAAAGACGAUGAAAACAAUUAUGAAAAACGGCCAUAGUUUGGGAUUCAACUCAUUGAUUUUCUGUGAACACUUCAAUUCGCGAUUUUUCUAUCCAAUUGUUGGAGAAUCAAUGACAAGACAUCGCCUGAAUAUUCACUAUCUAAUUACACAAAUGUUCGUUGAUUGCCCGGAAGAAUGGCGAGUUUUUCAAAAUCAACUUGAUGAAAAAGAGUUCAAAUGUUUGAUGUCGAGUUUUUUGUGUAUUCUUAUUCAAUCUGUUGUUGGUAGUGUCAGGUAAUUUUUCUACAUUUCCCAAAAACUUAAUCAAAGUUAUUAUUUAUUUCAGAAAGAAAGUGAUAUUUGAGAUCGACGAAAAUGGAAUUUUCAGUGGAUCUUCGUCUAGAAAAACACAGCUGAAAAUUAAGAAUCCACAACGAGAUUGUGUCGAAACUCCAGCUUUCUUCGAAGAAUCAUCAGCAAAUGUAUGUUUUUCGGUAAUAUUUUUUGGUAAUAAAAAUAUAUAAUUGUUAUAGGUUGUGGGAAUUCUACAUCCGAUAUCUUCUUCAUCACAAAAUCGAAGUUAUUCCGAUGAUUUAGGUUCAAAUUCUUGGAGACAAAACGAUGUUGAGCCGGAAUCUUUUUCGAAUAAUUCGACAACAACGCUGAAAAAGAAAUCGAAAAAGCUGUCUACAAAUAGUGUUGAGUCUCAAGUUUCCUACGAAGAAUCAUCAGAAAAUGUAUGUUUUUCAGUGAUUUUUAUGAAAAUAAACAUAAAAUUAUUAUAGAGUGCACUGAAAAUCGUGAAGAAGUCGAAAAAGUUCUCCGAAAAGACUCCAUCGCAAAUUCUUCCAAUUCCAUCAUUGAAUCAAGAAGUUCAGGAAAAUCAUGCUUGGGGUGCAAAUCCUUGGCAUCAAUCUACUGUUCAAAUGGAAGUUGAAACGAAACCAGAUAUUGAGAAAUUGAACAAUCAAAUUUUUGGAUCUUCAUCUAAAACAUCGGCCACAAAUCUGAAGAACAAAUCCACUAAAACUCAAGGAAUUUCUGGAUGUUCCCUUCAAAAAUCAUCUGAAAAUGUAAGUAUUUGCAGAAUUUUUGUAUUUUUGUCAAAAAUCAAGAUCCAAAAAUAUUUCAGACUGAAUCCCCAAUUUCAUCAAAUUCAGCAAAUCAACAAAUUCAGGAAAGCGAUUUGGAAACUAAGGCAGAAAAUCUGGCGGUUCAAGAUUUGCCCGGAGAAGAGGUUAGAGAUUUUCUAAAACUUGAAAGUUUCAAAUUGAAAUUCUAUAAUUUUCAGACAAAUUCAAAUCGAGAUGUGAAGAAAACGCGAAAAGAGUGAGUUGUUUUAAAUGCAAAAAUUCAAAGAAAUCGACGAGUUUUUCAGAAACUUUCAAAGUUUCGCAGUUUUUUGA
Molecule: messenger RNA, 2377 nt
Organism: Caenorhabditis angaria
Lineage: Eukaryota; Metazoa; Nematoda; Chromadorea; Rhabditida; Rhabditidae
Source: the annotation of a GenBank genome assembly